Messenger RNA from Daphnia carinata, 1954 nucleotides. RefSeq names its product probable serine incorporator (gene TMS1). NCBI's taxonomy places the organism in Eukaryota, Metazoa, Arthropoda, Branchiopoda, Diplostraca, Daphniidae. The transcript is spliced from 8 exons. The record is from RefSeq and is a predicted model, not a curated record. Gene Ontology annotation, cellular component: membrane. The coding region runs from base 316 to 1710 and encodes 464 amino acids.
UUUCUUUGUGUUGCAAUACGGAAACGGAUUUUGAUAUUGAGUGAUUUAGGGUUUGCCUGAGAAAGUUGCAGCACCUUUGAGUCAUCAGGAUUUUGCAUUUUUUUAGUAGUGUUGUUCGUAGUCACGUUGCCACACCCUGUGUGUUAGUGUUAUUGUUAUCGAUUUGCGCAAGCGCUGUUGUAGGGAUUAACUAGUUCGCCUUUCCGUCGUUGUUUGAUCGAAAUUGUUGUUGUCGUUUAACUGUCGAGCAACUGCGUUGUACUGUUAACUUGCAAGGAAAGCAUAGUGUUCCAUUAUUAUUAGUGAAGUUGCAUAAUGGGAGCUGUGUUAGGUAUUUGCAGUGCGGCCCAGCUGGCUUGCUGUUGCGGAAGUGCAGCCUGUGGCCUCUGCUGCCAAGCAUGCCCAUCAUGCAAGAAUUCAUCAUCAACCAGGAUUAUGUAUGCUAUCAUGUUGUUACUGGGGACCAUUGUUGCAUGUAUAAUGUUAAGUCCUGGGUUAGCAUCUGCCAUGCAAAAAGUUCCAUUUUGUGAUGGCUCGGAAAGCAGUGUGCCAGGCAUGAUUGUAGCCAAUGCCAUCAAAAUUGACUGUGGAAUUGCAGCUGGCUAUCUAGCUGUGUACCGACUUUGUUUUGGCAUGACUUUGUUUUUCCUCUUCAUGGCACUUAUCAUGAUUGGUGUUCGCAAUUCAAAGGAUCCAAGAGCUGGCAUUCAAAAUGGGUUUUGGGCCAUCAAAUAUCUUGUUUUGAUUGGAGCAAUUAUUGGGGCUUUUUUCAUCCCAGAAGAUGAAGCUGGAACUUUUGGCACUACAUGGAUGUAUUUUGGAUUAAUUGGAGGUUUUUGCUUCAUUCUCAUCCAAUUGGUGCUUGUGGUUGAUUUUGCGCACCGCUGGGCCGAAUCAUGGGUGGACAAAUACGAGGAAACGAGUUCAAAGGCUUGGUACUGUGCAUUGAUUUUCUUUACCUUUUUCCAAUACGCCCUGUGCAUAACUGCUGUUAGCUUGUUCUUCGUCUACUAUACCACGAGUGACGACUGCGCUUUGAACAAAUUUUUCAUCUCCAUCAACCUGAUUUUAUGCAUGUUGGUCAGUGUCGUAGCUGUGUUGCCAAAAGUGCAAGAAUACCAACCGCGUUCGGGCUUGUUGCAAGCUUCAAUUGUCAGUCUUUACACACUCUAUUUGACAUGGUCUGCCAUGUCAAAUAACCCUGAUGCACACUGCAAGCCAAAUUUUUCGGAUAUAAUCAACGGCCAGACAGGACCCAGUACCCAAGAACAGAAGCCAACCUUUGACGCCGAAUCGAUUGUGGGCCUCGUGAUCUGGUUUUGUUGUGUCCUGUACUCGAGUAUCCGUACUGCUUCCAACAAACAAACGGAGCGUCUAAUUGGUUCGGAUAAAGUACUGGCUAAAACCGACGACGGAUCUACAGGAAGCGGUGCUGAUGUCCAUGAAGUCGAGUCCGGCGGCAAAGUAUGGGAUAACGAGGCAGAUGGAGUCGCGUAUUCUUGGUCUUUCUUUCAUUUGAUGUUCGCCCUUGCCACAUUAUACGUUAUGAUGACUAUAACGAAUUGGUACAAACCUACCUCGGACUUGUCCACGCUGAGCAGCAACGAAGCGUCUGUCUGGGUGAAAAUUAUAUCCUCUUGGUUGUGUCUUGGACUAUACCUUUGGUCUUUGAUCGCCCCCGCAGUGCUACCUGAUCGCGAUUUUAGUUAAACAAGUUGUGAACAAUCCAUUUAUAUAUUCGAGGUAUUUUUUUUGGUCUAAAUGUCGAGCAGUUCUUGCAUCAGUAUCCUAUACGGUGUUAGGAAGUCGUACGAAUAUCUUCAUUAAUCCCAUUUUUUUUAAUUAAGAGGUCUUCGUUGACAUGACACAAUAUCUCUUAACCAGUCCCCGUUUUACCUUUCGGCGCACGCAAUAUGUAAACCAACGUCGAUUAAAGAAUACAUGUAAGAAAUCA